AUGAACAAUAAUAUUGGCGAAGAUGAUGAUGAUAUGCUCAUCAGUGGAGCUAGGAACAACAACAGAGGUCAGAUCAAUUUAGAUUUAUCGAAUUAUUCAUGCAACAUACCUGAUAUCACCCCAUCAUUUGAUCUGCUUAAUUUUAGGAAGUUCAUCCUGAAUCAAAACUGGAAUAUUGGUGACUUAUAGGAGUUGAUUCUGAAUUGCUAAUUGAGUUCGAUCAAAUUGAGAUUCAGCAUAUGGAGAUUGUUCCUAGGCAUCUUUUCAAUUGAUGACCCUCUCGAGUAGAAAAUCAUUAAGCUCAAUUAACAUAGAUCGGAUUAUUAAAAUUUAAGCAAGUAAUAUUUAUAAGCUGAAACAAAGAAAGAAUCCAAAAGAACUAUAAGAAAUCCCUUGUAAUAAAAUUAAUAAGAAUAGCAAAAACCCAAUGUUUGGAAUAACUUUUUUGAGAUCAACCAUCUAAAAAGUGAAAUAAAGAAGGAUGUUGAUAGAACUCAUCAGGAUAAAUAGUUAUUUCAGAGCUUAAAGAUAAAGAAUUUGCUGUCGAACAUUUUAUUCAUCUGGAGUGUUAAGAACCCUACAAUCUCAUAUAGAUAAGGAAUGAACGAAUUGGCAGCUAAUGUUAUUGAGGUCUACUUCACAGAAGUCCAAGGGUUUAAUAGUUUGGAAGAUAGUGAGGAUAAGAAGGAGAUAGCAAUAUUCUAUGAUAUCAAGUUUGCAGAAGAAGAUAUCUUUUAAUUGUUUGAAUAAAUCAUGGUUGCUCAUGUUGAUAUGUUUAAACAUACACCAGAAAGCCAGAAGAAACAACAACUAAUAAUAUAGAAUAGGAUCCAGAAAAUCUAUGAUCAAUAGUUGAAAAUAAUUGAUGUCACCUUAUUCAAGCAUUUAAAAGUCCAGGAUGUUGAACUAUCAGUAUUUCUAGUUAGAUGGAUUAGAUGUAUGUUUACAAGAGAAUUCCAUGUGGAAGAUUCUUUGAAAGUUUGGGAUGCCAUAUUCUAUGAUUACUACCUUACUGAGGAUAAAUAAUGGCUUUUAUUGGUUGAUUGUAUUGUUAUAGCCAUGUUUGUCUAUGUCCGAGAUUAAAUACUCGAAAAGGAUGAUCCAAAUGCCUGUUUGAAAAGGUUUCUGAAAUACCCUCCAGUUGAAAAUCUAGCCUAAUUGAUUCAGGCUGCCUUUAGCAUUAAAAGAGUUCUACAGUCUGCUAAUCCUGAACAAGCUUUACUUCAAGAUCAGUUCCUGAUUACUUUCCUAGGCAGUAGAGAUGUCAGCAAGUCUCCCAAAAUAUUCUAAAUUGCUAAGAAUCAAGAAAUUCCUGAAGAAAACAACAAAUGCAACCAAUUUGAAGUAACAAGACAGUAUUGA
Molecule: messenger RNA, 1362 nt
Organism: Paramecium tetraurelia
Lineage: Eukaryota; Ciliophora; Oligohymenophorea; Peniculida; Parameciidae
Exons: 6
Biological process (GO): activation of GTPase activity
Molecular function (GO): GTPase activator activity
Source: RefSeq, a predicted model, not a curated record